This is a messenger RNA of Mizuhopecten yessoensis (Yesso scallop), 910 nucleotides long. RefSeq names its product putative nuclease HARBI1. Bases 101 to 910 code for a protein of 269 amino acids. The record is from RefSeq and is a predicted model, not a curated record. Lineage: Eukaryota; Metazoa; Mollusca; Bivalvia; Pectinida; Pectinidae. The transcript is spliced from 4 exons.
AAGAUAUAGGUUUAGACCACCUACAAUUUAUUUUGUUCUGGGCCUUAUUGCUGCAACGUUUGAGAGGCCAACAUUGAGGAAUAAACCACUGGAGCCAAUUAUGCAGCUUCUUUGCGCUUUACGUUUUUUUGCUACAGUUGCAUUCUACAAUUGUAUCGGUGAAACACUUGGUGUUACAAAAGCAUCUGUAGGGAGAGCUAUCGAUAACGUAAGCGAUGCAAUAUGCAGACUUGGCCAGGACUGGAUAGUUUUUCCAGUUGGACAAACACUAGCCACGGUGCAACGGGCAUUCCAUGACAUUGCAGGAUUUCCAAAUGUAGCAGGAUGUAUCGAUGGCGUCUUCGUCAGAAUACAAGCACCAAAGGAGGACGAGCAGGAUUUUGUUAACAGGAAAGGUUUCCUUUCCCUGAAUUGCCAGAUGACCUGUGAUGCAAGCUAUAAAAUAACAAGCUGCGUGUGCAAAUGGCCAGGAAGCUGCCACGAUUCUAGGAUGCUUCGGGAUAGCAACAUCAACAACAAAUUUGAGACGGGUCAAUACAAUGGAAUACUACUUGGAGAUUCUGCAUAUCCAACAAGAAGAUUCCUGAUGACCCCGUACAAUAAUCCAACAACACCACAACAACAGCGGUUUAAUAAUGCUUUGUGCAAGACCAGAGUGAGGAUUGAGCAGACAUAUGGAAUCCUGAAAAGGAGGUUUGCUUGUCUUCACUCUGGUCUUAGAGUUGACCCCAACAAGGCAGCAAGAAUCAUAACAGCAUGUGCAGUUUUGCACAAUAUUGGCAUAUACCAAAAUGACAUUAUCAACAUUGACGAUGAUCAUAUUAUAAACGUAGGAGACCACCCAAUCAGUUUUAAUGGUGUAAAUGAUGGCAACGCUACAAGGGACCACAUCUGUACGUCUUUCUUUUAG